UGAUUAGGUCAGGAUAACUUCCUGGUCUGAAUGCAAAACAGCUUCAACAACUUUCUUUGUAUAAUGAUGAGCGUUGAUUAUAUUGUUGUCAUUCUAGCUCCAGAUAGUGUUAAACUCCAAUAGAUGUGUAAAUCAUUAUAGCGGCCUUCUGAUCUUUUACCGAUUAGCUCCGUUACUGCAGAAGGGCUGCUGCGGUCUUCCGGAGGCGUCAAUUGGAAAGGCGCGUGCAUGUGAACGUGGGAGACAUGAAGGUGAAGGUCAUCUCCAUCCUGGAAGACAACUACAUGUACCUGGUGAUAGAGGAGCAGAGCAAGCAGGCCCUAGCUGUGGACCCCGCUGUCCCCCACCGGCUUCUGGAAAUAGUCAAAAGAGAAGGCUUGUCUCUCAUUGGUGUUCUCACAACACACUAUCACUGGGAUCACGCUCGUGGGAAUAAGGCUCUAGUGAAAGAGAUCCCUGGCCUCAGGGUUUAUGGUGCAGAUGAUCGAAUUGAAGGACUCACAGAUAAAGUCAUUGACUCUCAGGAACUGAAGUUUAACUCCAUCAAUGUGAAGUGCCUGUUCACUCCUUGCCACACCUCUGGGGAUACAUGCUACUACGUCUGGGAGGAUGAUUGCACAGAUGCUCCUGCUGUGUUCACAGGAGACACACUGUUUAUUGGUGGAUGUGGAAGGUUUUUUGAGGGUACAGCAGAACAAAUGCACCACAACCUAACCAAAGUGCUUGCUUCACUACCUCCAGAAACGAAGGUGUUCUGUGGACAUGAGAACACCAUCAAGAACCUGAAGUUUGCCAUGUUGGUGGAACCAGAAAAUGAAAAGGUUAAAGAGAUGCUGAGCUGGGCCAAGGCGAGAGAUGACGAUGAUAAACCUACGGUGCCAUCCACAUUACAGGAGGAGUUUGAUUACAACCCUUUCUUCCGUCUCUCGGAGAAAGCUGUGCAGAAGUUCACUGGGAAGACGGAACCUGUAGAGGUGAUGCGGGCACUAAGAAAGGAGAAGGAUAAAUUCAAGAAGCCAAAGGACAGCCUUCCCCCUCAGGCCAUGUUGGCUUUGCAGUGGGGUUUACUUAUGAGCUCUAAAGAUCAUAUGGGUUCAGCAAUCAAAGAAAGUGACUGAAACUUGUAUUGUACUAAAGACUGUGACCCAUUAGUAGCAUUUGUUAAUGUUAUGAACAAGCAUUUUUGCACAAUUUAAACCAGGCUAAGAGACUAAAUAGUGCUAUAUUUAACCUUUCUCUGUGGACACAUUCAUUCAUGUAAAUAAAGUGUGGGGGGCGGGA
This is a messenger RNA of Cyprinodon variegatus (sheepshead minnow), 1281 nucleotides long. RefSeq names its product hydroxyacylglutathione hydrolase-like protein (gene hagh). Gene Ontology annotation, molecular function: hydroxyacylglutathione hydrolase activity. The transcript has 8 exons. NCBI's taxonomy places the organism in Eukaryota, Metazoa, Chordata, Actinopteri, Cyprinodontiformes, Cyprinodontidae. The record is from RefSeq and is a predicted model, not a curated record. The coding region runs from base 246 to 1118 and encodes 290 amino acids.